Molecule: messenger RNA, 1418 nt
Organism: Oryzias latipes (Japanese medaka)
Lineage: Eukaryota; Metazoa; Chordata; Actinopteri; Beloniformes; Adrianichthyidae
Gene: endouc
Product: endonuclease, polyU-specific C
Molecular function (GO): RNA endonuclease activity
Source: RefSeq, a predicted model, not a curated record
CCUAGUGGUGACUCAAAGCUGUAUUUCAGUGUUGACUUCAGACUCAGAAGACUGCAGUCUGAACUGAAGCGCUGGAGACUCAGACAUCAUGUCUGCAAGAAUUCUCCUCCUUGCCCUCUUUCUGUGUGGACUGAAUGCAUCCAGGGAUGAAUCUUCUGUAAACCAGGAGUUAUCCAACAUAUUCAACGAGCUGUGGCGCUUGGAUCUGAACCGGAUGACGCCUGGGAUUGAUUACAACAUCUCUGUUCAGAACAAAGCCGGGUUUGUGACCCAGGGCAGCACUGUGGUGAGGGAUCAAGCCCCACAGCCUCUGUUCUCCAGUGUUGAUGAGGAUAAAAUGAAGAGGACAACCACUUUUUUUCUCCUCAUGAAACUCCUGGACAACUAUGAGCGGUCUGCCAGUGUGUCCGAGCAAUACACGCCAGAGGAGAUCACAGAAAUCAGCCUCUUCCUGGAUGCUGUUCUGGAAACUCAAGUCAUGAAGAGAGCUCAUAAGUACCUGGUGAGCAAAGGAAAGUCCAGCUCAGAUCUAACAACCUUCAAGAAUCAACUUAAUUGGAUCUGGUUCCAUCUCUACAACCGUCAGAGAGACACCGGCCCAGACUCCUGCGGAUUUGAACACGUCUUUGUCGGGGAGACCAGAACCGGAUCGGAAAUCGCUGGUUUUCACAACUGGGUGCAGUUCUACCUGCAAGAAAAAAACACUCAUUUGGACUACAAAGGGUUCAAGGCCGGGCAUCAAGACUCCCCUGAUUCAGACGACCACGUUCUGAACCUCCAGUUCAGCUGGCACGGCGCAGUCAAGCCCGUUGGAAGUGCUUUCAUCGGGACCAGCCCUGAGUUUGAGAUGGCCGUCUUCACCAUCGUCUUUCUGAUGAACACAGAGAGAAGCACCAAGGUGGUGGUCGACAUCGACCAGUGUCAGCUGGAGCUGCUGGUGGUCCGACAUGGCAAUUCCAUUGGGACAGCAUUUCCCAAACUACUCAGCAGCAACAGCAGGCAUGUCCGUCAGCAGUCUCACUGAUGCCCUCCAGCAGAGAGUUUUCACCUUCUUCUGUGCUUUUAUAUUAACAAGCAUGAUGAUUAUUACACAUAUGAUUGAUGGAAUAAUCAUUUGUGACAGCAGCUAAUUUUGAACAUUUUGAAGGAAAUCAGUUUUUUUAAUUCUAAAUGAUCCUUGUAAUUGCCUCACGGGGCUGCAGUACAAAGGAAUCCCACUCAGAGGUGCAAUAAAUAAACGUCACUUUCAAAAAAUGCUAACUUUUGUUGCUGCACCAUCAGUUAAGUUUCAAGCUUGAAACAUUAUAGUGUGUUUCUGUGCUAAAAAUCUCUAAAUCUGAAAUGUAGGAAACCUUUGUUGUUGUUUUUUUCUUUGUUACAUUUACGAUGCAAAAUAAAAAGUACAUUUUUGCAGCUUU